Molecule: messenger RNA, 966 nt
Organism: Clonostachys rhizophaga
Lineage: Eukaryota; Fungi; Ascomycota; Sordariomycetes; Hypocreales; Bionectriaceae
Source: the annotation of a GenBank genome assembly
AUGCAGCGAAACACUUUUGCGCAAUCGCCCCCUUUGCACCAUCCCGUACCACAGCAUGUUUCCACCGUCCCUCAAUUACGAUCACCGCCACCUCCUCCAGGAUCCGCACAGUCUCAGCAACAAGCAUACAGCGGGAACCCAUACCAACAGCAGGGCGGCGCCAGCGGGAAUGUCUUUGGCGCCUAUGGCCAGUUCAUGAACGAUCCGACGGCGCAGGUGGCGGCGCAGUUUGGCCAGACCGCUUUCAAGCAUGGUCAGGAGUAUGUCGAGCAGAAUCUUGGACGAUAUGUCAACGUCUCGGCAUUAAAACACUACUUCAACGUUUCGAACUCGUAUGUCCUCAACAAGCUGUUCUUGGUGCUGUUUCCCUGGAGGCACAAGAGCUGGCUGCGCAAGCAGGUGGUUGGAGCCAAUGGGCAGGAUGGGUGGUAUCUGCCUCCCCGUGACGAUGUCAACAGCCCGGACAUGUAUAUUCCAGUAAUGGGUCUCGUCACGUACGUUCUUCUAUCGACUCUGAUCGCAGGCUUGAGGGGCGAGUACCGACCGGAACUUUUGGGAUACACAGGCACGAUUGGCUUGAUUGUGAUGGUUACCGAACUGAUUGCCCUGAAGCUCGGAUGCUACAUUCUCAGCAUCUCUAGCCAAUCGCAGCUAUUCGACCUGAUUGCCUACUCGGGCUACAAGUUUGUCGGGAUCAUCGUCACAAUCGCCGUUGCGCAAAUCUUCAAUUCCGGACAGGGCACUGGCGGUUGGCUUGGCUGGACCGUCUUCAUCUACACCUUCAUGGCAAACUCCUUCUUCUUGAUGCGAUCCCUGAAAUACGUUCUUCUCCCCGAAAACUCACAUGGCUCUGGAGGAACCAUGCAGACCGAUUCAAGGGCAAAGAGGAACCAGCGGACGCAGUUCCUCUUCUUUUAUUCCUUCUUCGUUCAGCUCUUCUUCAUGUGGGUUCUGACCCGCUCUUGA